CUCUGCUGACCUCUGCCCAACCUCUCUCUCUGCACCCAAGCCCCCACUGGUAUAUACAGGCACAGAGGCAGGCAAGUCAGGCAAGGACUAGGAAAGAGGAGAGGGGGGCUGGAGACAGGCUGCCAGAGGGCUCAGAAGCCCAGUGCACCUGCCUAUCCCAACUCUGUCCACCUGCUGCUGUGGCCACAUUAACAGAAGAGACAGCUAGUAAGACAGGAAGUGAGGCCCAGUACCUUGUGGACAGUGGUGUCAUUAGCUGCGACACCUAAGAUGUCUCGAGAGAUGGGAGAGCUCACCCAAAACAGGUUGCAGAAGAUCUGGAUUCCACACAGCAGUGGCAGCAGCCGGCUACAGCGGAGGAGGGGCUCAUCAAUACCCCAGUUUACCAAUUCCCCCACAAUGGUGAUCAUGGUGGGUUUACCAGCUCGAGGAAAGACCUACAUCUCCAUGAAGCUCACAAGAUAUCUCAACUGGAUAGGAACACCGACUAAAGUGUUUAAUUUAGGCCAGUACCGACGAGAGGCAGUGAGCUACAAGAACUAUGAAUUUUUUCUUCCAGACAACAUGGAGGCCCUACAUAUCAGGAAGCAGUGUGCCCUGGCAGCCCUGAAGGAUGUCCAUGACUAUCUCAGCCAUGAGGAAGGUCAUGUUGCGGUUUUUGAUGCCACCAACACUACCAGAGAACGACGGUCACUAAUUCUGCAGUUUGCUAAGGAACAUGGUUACAAGGUCUUUUUCAUUGAGUCCAUCUGUAAUGACCCUGGCAUUAUUGCAGAAAACAUCAGGCAAGUAAAACUUGGCAGCCCUGAUUACAUAGACUGUGACAGGGAAAAGGUUCUGGAAGACUUUCUAAAGAGAAUUGAAUGCUAUAAGGUCAACUACCAACCCUUGGAUGAUGAACUGGACAGCCACCUAUCCUACAUCAAGAUCUUCGACGUGGGCACACGCUACAUGGUGAACCGAGUGCAGGACCACAUCCAGAGCCGCACAGUCUACUAUCUCAUGAACAUCCACGUCACACCCCGCUCCAUCUAUCUGUGCCGGCACGGUGAGAGUGAACUCAACCUCAGAGGCCGCAUCGGAGGUGACUCUGGUCUCUCAGCUCGGGGCAAGCAGUACGCCUAUGCCCUGGCUAACUUCAUUCAGUCCCAGGGCAUCAGCUCCCUGAAGGUGUGGACCAGCCACAUGAAGAGGACUAUCCAGACAGCUGAGGCCCUGGGUGUUCCCUACGAGCAGUGGAAGGCCCUGAACGAAAUUGAUGCGGGUGUCUGUGAGGAGAUGACCUAUGAAGAAAUCCAGGAACACUAUCCUGAAGAAUUUGCACUACGGGACCAAGAUAAAUAUCGCUACCGCUAUCCCAAGGGAGAGUCCUAUGAGGAUCUGGUUCAGCGUCUGGAGCCAGUUAUAAUGGAGCUAGAACGGCAGGAAAAUGUACUGGUGAUCUGCCAUCAGGCUGUCAUGCGGUGCCUCCUGGCCUACUUCCUGGAUAAGAGCUCAGAUGAGCUGCCAUAUCUCAAGUGUCCUUUGCACACAGUGCUUAAACUCACACCUGUGGCCUAUGGCUGCAAAGUGGAGUCCAUCUACCUGAACGUGGAAGCCGUAAACACACAUCGGGAGAAACCUGAGAAUGUGGACAUCACCCGAGAACCUGAGGAAGCUCUGGACACUGUCCCUGCCCACUACUGAGCCCUUUCCAAGAAGUAAAACUGCCUUUGCUCUCACUGUCUCCCACUUUUAAGAGCUGCUAUCCUUGCACUUCUCCUACCUUAAGAUCCUGGACUUGGCCUACAGGUCUUGAUUUCUAGCUACAACCAAGGAGCUGUCUAGCUGUGAAUUAAACUUUUUCUUUCUUAAUUACUAAACCCUUAUCAAUAAAGAUUUCUCUUGCUGCCUACAAAAGGGGAGAGGAAGUCAUUGUGAGGCUUCUCCC
Messenger RNA from Neomonachus schauinslandi (Hawaiian monk seal), 1930 nucleotides. It is a transcript of the gene PFKFB1, whose product is annotated as 6-phosphofructo-2-kinase/fructose-2,6-biphosphatase 1. The transcript has 14 exons. Lineage: Eukaryota; Metazoa; Chordata; Mammalia; Carnivora; Phocidae. The coding region runs from base 271 to 1686 and encodes 471 amino acids. Gene Ontology annotation, cellular component: cytosol; 6-phosphofructo-2-kinase/fructose-2,6-biphosphatase complex. Gene Ontology annotation, biological process: fructose metabolic process; fructose 2,6-bisphosphate metabolic process. The record is from RefSeq and is a predicted model, not a curated record. Gene Ontology annotation, molecular function: 6-phosphofructo-2-kinase activity; ATP binding; fructose-2,6-bisphosphate 2-phosphatase activity.